Messenger RNA from Megalops cyprinoides (Indo-Pacific tarpon), 858 nucleotides. Its product is annotated as B-lymphocyte antigen CD19-like. The record is from RefSeq and is a predicted model, not a curated record. The coding region runs from base 1 to 528 and encodes 175 amino acids. The transcript is spliced from 6 exons. Lineage: Eukaryota; Metazoa; Chordata; Actinopteri; Elopiformes; Megalopidae.
AUGGAAACGCAGUCCUACGAGAAUGUGGAAGCGGCAAUCUACUCCAACCAGGAAGAAGUCAGCUACUACAUACCUGCUGAGGAUGGCGAUGAUUACGUCUUUCCUGAUGCAGAGGGAUGUGAAACUGAGGAAGGAGCAGGAGGUGAAAGACAGAAUUACUGCCUUUAUCCACCUCAGAAUCUCACUGAUACCGAUGGGGAGUCCUAUGAGAACAUGGAGAGCUCGCUGUAUGCUCAGCCUCGCAGACAGACACAGAGAUGCAUGGACGCAGAUGAGGAAGAUUACAUAGACCCUGAUGGUGGUAAUGGAGAGAGAGGAGAAGGAGAGAACCACUGCAAUAAUCUGUGCCCUCGUCAGAAUCUAACAGACACUGAUGGUGAGUCGUAUGAGAAUAUGGAGAGCUCGCUAUAUGCACAGCCGCGUUGCCAUAGUGACCCCAACAGGCCUCACAGUCCACAUGCAUCUCAAGAGGAAGAGGAGGAGGAUUCCUAUGAGAAGAUGGCAAGCAUCACACAACCUGACACCUAAAUACCGGAGAGAUGGACAGAGUGAGAGGCAGAGAGGGAGGACAGACUGGUAUGGCACACAGAGGACUGCAAACGAAGCCAGCUGAGAAACUGGAAGGAGGAGAAGAAUGCGAAGACUAUGCAGACUAGAACAGUCCUGAGUGAGAGCGAAAGACUGAAGCAACCCAAGUGUAAAAAGACAACGGGACAGAUCACGCUCAUGCAAUGACAUGUACUUUGGUUUCAUUUUAACUUACUUUUUUAUGUUUACUUUUUUGGAUUCAUAAAUAAAAUAAUUCCUCAGAAAAAUGUAUAAAUUGGAGAUCUAUCAAUGGCUUACAUUAGACAAUUG